AGCAUAAACCACGUUGGGUGCUGUCGUUACGUAUUUUAGAGAUUUUUAAUAGUUUCAACAGAGUUUAUUUUGCUUUUAUAGUGAUUUUAUGAUUUUUAAACUCAAUUUAUAAAUGUUACAGUUUAGCAGUUAACUUUCCGUGGUCGUAAUUAAGAGCGAGAAUGGAUCAUUACAGGGUACCGAUAAUAGCAGACUGUGAAGAGCUACUGGGUCGUUUUCAGGCGUCCGAGUCGGUUCGCUACGAGCAGUUUCUUGCUGUCUGGAAAGACAUGGACUUCAGCAGCAUCUUCCACAGUAAACCGGAGCCGAAAGAGAGAAGAGACUUUGCUCGGAUGGUGCUGUCUGUGGUAUCUCCAUACCUUUUUCCUCCUUACACCUUCCAGAUCAAAGUGGGUGGACUUUAUCUGCUCUACGGGCUCUUCAACACACAGCUAUGCACUCCCAAAGAAAAGAUCCGCGUGGCUCUGAAGGACUGGCAGGAUGUUAUGCAGUUCCAGCAGGAUGCAGUGAACGCUCUGCAUUAUGAUGUGGUUUAUAUCCUCAGAAAACUCUUGUCAGAAAAAGCUUUCCACUUCACGGCCAUGCCAACAGUGCUCUUUUGCAGGAUGAGGAGGGAAGAUGGAAGGGGAAGGAAAUUAUGUGAAGAGUUUGUUGAUCCACCAUCACGACCUCAGGAUUUUGCCACUACAGACAUGCUAGAGGAACUUUCCAAUGUUCACGAGCAUUAUGAGAAUCUGAAGAAAGACGUUUUCACAGAACCAGAUCCAAACCUCAACCUUGUCCAACAAAACCUGGUUCCUAAACUAAGCUGCGCCCUCCUCACCCAUUCCAACUGGCAGAAGAAUCAUGCAGACUUUGAGAAGCAGGAUGCUGGAGAGGGUCCUUCAAAUGAAGAAAGUUCCCACAGAGCCCAGCUGUUAGCGUCAAUCAAAUCUAAAUCUUAUGGACAGGUUAUGGAGGCCUCCAAAUCCCGGCGUCACAGACAGGCACUGUUGGUCCCAGCAGCUGACGCUGACCUUGCAUGUAAAACAUCACCAAAAAAUAAGAAAACCCCAUCACUUAAAAUGCGGACCCAAAUACUCUUAAAUAUUCAAGGAAACAAGAGUGAGGGGUUGACGAAAGCCACACGGCUGUGGUGUUUGAGUGCAGUGAAAGAGGAGAGUGCCACAGGAAAAAAGAAGAGAAAAUUCAACUGGAAUGCUGAAGAAAGAGAGUGACACCACGUAGCAUAAAACAUCACCCGCUGGACUGGCCAUGACUGUUUCUCCCAUUCUUCUUUGCAGGACCUCUCAAGCUCCAUCAGGUUGGAUGGGGAGCGUCGGUGCACAGCCAUUUUCAGAUCUCUCCAGAAAUGUUCAAGUCUGGGCUCUGGCUGGGCCACUCAAGGACAUUCACAGAGUUGUCCCGUCGCCACACCUUUGUUAUCUUGGCUGUGUGCUAAGGGUCAUUGUCCUGUUGAAGAUGAACCUUCGCCCCAGUCUGAGGUCCAGUCCGCUCUGGAGCAGGUUUUCAUCAAGGAUGUCUCUGUACACUGCUGCAUUAAUCUUUCCCUUGAUCCUGACUAGUCUCCCAGUUCCUGCCGCUGAAAAACAUCCCCACAUCAUGAUGCUGCCACCACCGUGCUUCACUGUAGGGAUGGUAUUGGCCAGGUGAUGAGGUUUCCUCCAGACAUGAUGCUUGCCAUUCAGGCCAAAGAGAUCAAUCUUUGUUCAUCAGACCAGAGAAUUUUGUUUCUCAUGGCCUGAGAGUCCUUCAGGUGCCUUUUGGCAAACUCCAGAUGGGCUGCCAUGUGCCUUUUACUGAGGAGUGGCUUCCGUCUGGCCGCUCUACCAUACAGGCCUCAUAGGUGGAGUGCUGCAGAGAUGGUUUUUCUUCUGGAAGUUUCUCCUCUCUCCACAGAGAAACGCUGGAGCUCUGUCAGAGUGACCAUCGGGUUCAUGGUCACCUCCGUGACUAAGGCCCUUCUCGCCCGAUCGCUCAGUUUGGCUGGACGUGCUCUAGGAAGAGUCCCGGUGGUGCCAAGCUUCCAUUUAUGGAUGAUGGAUGCCACUGUGCUCAUUGGUACCUUCAAUGCUGCAGAAAUUUUUCUGUACCCUUCCCCAGAUUUGUGCCUCGAUACAAUCCUGUCUCGGAGGUCAACAGACAAUUCCUUGGACUUUAUGGCUUGGUUUGUGCUCUGACAUGCACUGUUAACUGUGGGACCUUAUAUAGACAGGUGUGUACCUUUCCAAAUCAUGUCCAAUCAACUGAAUUUACUACAGGUGGACUCCAAGUUGUAGAAACAUCUCAAGAAUGAUCAGUGGAAACAGGAUGCACCUGAGCUCAAUUUUGAGUGUCAUGACAAAGGCUCUGAAUACUUAUGUACAUGUGAUUUUUUUUCAUUUUUUUUUUUUCAUUUUUUUUUAAAAUAAAUUUGCAAAGAUUUCAAACAAACAUCUUUCACAUUGUCCAUGUUAGUUUCAUACAUUUUUGAAAAAAAAAAAAAAAAAAGCAUUUGUCAUUUUGUGUAACCAAGUGAAAGCUAUUAAAAUACUUUCCAUGCUCCUUAAAUAUGUGUGAGUGAUCGUAAGGUGCACAUUCAAAUAUGUUUUAAAGGCAUGUAACAGGGUGGGGCCCUGAUACACACCCGGCCCUUAAUCAGUCUAAUCAAGCCUCUGAGAGGGAUAAAGGACGACUGGAGAUUGCAGUGGGACAGAGAGAGAGAUUUUUGGGCAGCUGUCUGACACUUUGUGUGUUUGUCUUUUUGGUUUCAGUUCUUCAUUAAAAUAUUUUUAAUAUUGUCAAGCCGGUUCUUACUUUCUUCAUUCCAUUAGUACCUUUACAAGGUACAAAAUAUUUUUACAAAUAUGAUUUUUUUUUUCUUCACACGAUUCACACAUGGUUACUCCAUGUGCGAUGUGACCUUAACAAAAUAAGCUUUUUCUAUUAAAAUAGUAAAAAAUGUUUUAAACGGUCAUGAUGGUCUAAAGAUCUUUUAUGUUUUUUGUCAUGUGACUAUGUAUGCUGGUUACAACACUUAACCUGACUUUUGGUGGACAAAAUCU
Molecule: messenger RNA, 3044 nt
Organism: Xyrauchen texanus (razorback sucker)
Lineage: Eukaryota; Metazoa; Chordata; Actinopteri; Cypriniformes; Catostomidae
Product: synaptotagmin-16-like
Exons: 11
Coding region: 162-1217 (351 amino acids)
Biological process (GO): snRNA transcription by RNA polymerase II; snRNA transcription by RNA polymerase III
Cellular component (GO): snRNA-activating protein complex
Molecular function (GO): sequence-specific DNA binding
Source: RefSeq, a predicted model, not a curated record